Messenger RNA from Vairimorpha ceranae, 681 nucleotides. RefSeq lists its product as hypothetical. Lineage: Eukaryota; Fungi; Microsporidia; Nosematidae. The transcript has a single exon. Bases 1 to 681 code for a protein of 226 amino acids. The record is from RefSeq and is a predicted model, not a curated record.
AUGGAUCAGCUAGAAGAAAUAAUUUUAUGUUUUAAAUUUAGUGAAGCAUUUUUUCUCAAAAAUACCAAGACAAUAGAACUUUUUCUAGAAAUUAAUAUUAUAAAACAAGAAAUAAAUUGUAUGAGGGGUGAUGGAAGAAUGAGGAUUAUGGUGGUUGCCACGUAUAUAGACGGGUAUGCUUACAGAUGCUCUUCUAAGGCAUGCAGAUCAAAGGCAAGCCCAAAGAAGGGGUCUAAAAUGGCCAUCCCGAAUAUGGAAUUUGUAAAAAUUCUUAGAAAAAUGUAUUGCUGGGCAUAUGAUUAUACCCUAGCAAGGGUCAUUGAUUUCUGCGAUUGUGCGGAGACUGCCUAUAUUAAAAUCAAAGACCUGAUCUUGCAAGUAAUAUCCGAACAAGAGCCGGAAAUGGUUAAAACAUGUGGAGAAGGUAUUGGGAUGCAGUUUGACGAAACUGCUAUCUAUAAUGGGGAGUUAAUACCUGAUCCAUCUAGUACUCUAGACAACAAACCUAGCGUACAAUGGUUAGUGGGAGGUGUAGAAGAGGGAAACUGUAGGAACUUUGUUAUAAAGCUUGUUCCUGACAUAAAGGUUCCGACUAUACUAGACAUGUUCGAAGAAUAUGUUGUGCCCGGAUCUAUCAUUGUUACCGAUGGUUAUCCAUCUUACCUCAGGGUUGUUACCUAA